Messenger RNA from Coccomyxa subellipsoidea C-169, 4717 nucleotides. RefSeq names its product molybdenum cofactor-binding domain-containing protein. The transcript has 31 exons. Gene Ontology annotation, molecular function: 2 iron, 2 sulfur cluster binding; iron ion binding; oxidoreductase activity. Lineage: Eukaryota; Viridiplantae; Chlorophyta; Trebouxiophyceae; Coccomyxaceae. Bases 102 to 4610 code for a protein of 1502 amino acids. The record is from RefSeq and is a predicted model, not a curated record.
GGGAACACUUGGUUUGAAGUUCAGACGAAGUUCCGUGAUGGGGACAUAGAUUUAGGAAGUUGUUGAGCAGUGCAGCCUUUGGGCAGGAAAGUUUGGCAGGCAUGGGCAGCUUGAGAAAUUCCCCAGUGGGUGUAUCGGGAGUCGUUUUCUACAUCAACCAGGAGAAGCACAUUUUUAACGCGUCAGAUGACUUGACGCAAAGCCUCAACGAUUACCUGCGUCGCAAGACCCGCCUCAAGGGAACGAAGUUAGCAUGUGGAGAGGGAGGAUGUGGCGCCUGCGCUGUGGAAAUCACGCAACACGACCCUUCUAUCGGCAAGGACAGGACGACCAGCAUCAACUCCUGCCUGUGCCCUGUUGGGUGCCUGGACGGCGCCAGCAUCACUACUGUUGAGGGCAUCGGCAACUCGAAGGCUGGCUUCCACAAAGUGCAAGAGGCCUAUGCAAGUCACCAUGCAUCGCAGUGCGGCUACUGCACACCGGGGUUUGUGGUUGCCACGCAUGCGGCGAUCAAGAGGUGUGUCAGCCAAGGGAAGACCCCCACCAUUGAGGCGCUGCAGCAAGGCCUUGACGGCAACCUCUGCCGCUGCACCGGCUACCGGCCAAAUCUGGAUGCAUGCCGGAGUCUUGCGGACGGACAUGACUUGGAGGACCUGUGCAGCAUAGCCUGUGCUGGCAAGGACUGCUCUGGCGGGACCAAUUGCGGCGGCUGCAUCCAAGACAAGCUCAAGCUCUUGUCCAAGGGUCGCGAACCUGCGAGAGGUGGCAAGUGCUUUGAGGCAGAGGGAACGCCCUACAAGUACUGGGCAUCCCCUGCCACCCUGGACGACCUGCUCAAAGACAUGGCCGCCCACCAGGAUGGGUCGAUCCGGCUGGUGGCGGGCAACACAGGGCCGGGCAUCUACAAGGACUGGCCGUCAGAGGACGCCCUCCUAGACGUGCGCCAUGUCAAGGAGCUGAUCACCAUCACACAGGACAAGGAGGGCCUGAAGCUUGGGGCGUCCACCUCCAUAGAGCAGCUCAUCUGGGCUCUGCAGGGCAGCCACGGCCGUUUUCACGAUGCCUGGCGCGCCGCCGCCGAUCACCUGCUUCGCAUUGCAGGAUCCCAUGUGCGCGCUGCUGCCACUCUGGGAGGACACCUGGCGUUGAUGAAGGAGCGCGCCCUGCAAAGCAAUCUGGUCCCGGCCCUGGUUGCGCUGGACGCCAAAGUUGGCAUCACCACUCUGGACGGCACCAAGUGGCUGCCCCCUCUGGAGGUGCUGUAUGGCGAAGCAGAUCUGGGCCUCGGCCGGACCGCUGUGGUUUCAGCAAUCCACAUCCCUCCACCUUCUCCGGGCCUCUGGCUGAAGGGCCACAAGGUGUCCAAGCGCUACUACAACGCGCAUGCGCUGGUGGACGUGACCCUGUCGGUGGUGUUUGAGCCGCCGCUGAUGGAGGGCAAAUUCCCCGACGGCGUUCACCCGCUAGUGAAACACCCCAAGAUCAUCGUCAGUGUGCCCACCGUCAUCCACAAGGGGGCUGGGGGCAACUGCGGUCCAGACAAGGUGGAGUGGCGAGCAAGGCGCGCCGAGUGCGCAGAGGCGGCCCUGGCCGAUCGGCCGCUCGAUGUUGAUUCCCUGGUAGCUGCUCUCGAGCAGCUGCCGCAUGACAUCGAGCCCGGGGACACCCCAGAUGGCGGGACUGCGCCGUACUAUCAGAACACGGCAGAGGGGCUGAUCUUGCAGGCAUUUGGGCCGCUGCUGGCCACCGCCAAUGACUGCAGUCCGCAGCUGCAGCGCCUGCUGGAGACUGCUAGCAACCUCGGACCGCCAGGCGUAGCAGAGGGGAAGCAAACGUACCCGGACUACUCCGAUCUGGCGCCGCCUCUGCACGCCCCCAUCGAGAAGGACCGUGUCCGCCUGCAGGCGAGUGGGGAGGCGGUGUACACGAGCGAUCAUGCAUUGGGCGGAGACGAGCUCUACUCCUACCCGGUGGAGUCCUCUCAGGCGCUGGCCAUCCUGGAGAGCGUGGACGCUUCUGAAGCCCUCAAGGCGCCUGGAGUGGUGGCAUUCAUAAGCGCAAAGGACGUCCCAGGAGAAAACCGGGUCAAGGGCGGCGCAAGCGACGCGCCGCUCUUUGCAGAAGACCGCGUGGAGUAUGUGGGUCAGCACAUCGGCAUCAUCGUGGCAGAGACCCCUAAGCAGGCGCAGAGCGCUGCUGCCCUCGUCUCUGUUCGCUAUGGCCACCCCAAGGAACUGGGAGAUCCCAUUCUGAGUAUUCCGGAUGCAAUCAAGGCGGACUCCUACUACGAUCCCCCCGGCAGCGGAAGCUUCACGUCCGGCCGCGUCUGCAUAGGGGACCCUGACAAAGCCCUGAGCACCGCUCCCCACACCAUCAAGGGCGGCAGGUAUUCCCUGCCGAGCCAGCAGCACUUCUACAUGGAGACGCAGAACGCCCUGGCAGAAGUGGGAGAGGGGGGGACUGUGACUGUGCAUUCUUCCACUCAGACACUCGACGGAGUCCAGCAGGCAGUUGCCCGCGCUCUGGGCAUCAAGGCACACGCUGUCACUGUCGUGUGCCGGCGCAUCGGAGGCGCAUUUGGCGGCAAGGUUUCCCGCUCGAUGCCGGUGGCGGCUGCGGCCGCGGUGGCCGCGCAUGUGACCGGCCGCUGCGUGCGCUACCAGCUGGACCGCAACGCCGACAUGCGCACCAAUGGAGGCCGCAGUGAGACGAUGAUCGAGUACGACAUCGGCUUUGACGGGGAUGGGAAGGUGCAUGCGUUGAAGGCGUACGCGUUUGAGAACCUGUCUCUGGACCUGAAGCUGGUGCGCACCAAUUUCCCUCCCCGCACAAUCGUUCGCGGCCCCGGCUUCAUCAACUCCGUCAUGAUCAUCGAGCAGCUGAUGGAGCACAUUGCCAGCCACCUGGGAGCAGACCCGGUGAAAGUGCGCGAGGUCAAUUUCCUGAAGGCCUACCCCUUCGAUGCGCCCACCCCUCUGCCCAACGGCGCGCGACCAUCGGCAGCCAUUGCGCCUCCAGUAGCCUCAUCAGGAAGCACAGAAUCGGGCCUCGCCUCAAGCAACGGAGCCAAGCAUGACACAGGUACCAAGCAAAACGGGCACGUGCCGGGCGGCUGCGGCCGGAUCAACGGCUGGGCAUCAAAGCAGCAGAAGCGCCUUAUGCGCACAUCCCUCGGCAGGGUGUUUGAGGCAGAUCUGUUCACGCUGCCGCGCAUUUGGAAGGAGAUCCAGGAGAGCACCGACUACCGCGCGCGCCAGAAAGACAUCGCAGAGUUCAACAAGGCCUCCGCCUGGCGCAAGCGCGGAAUGACCAUCACCCCUUGCCGGUUCGACUGCGCGCCUCCACCCAUAACGGCGGCGGUGUCGAUAUUCUUUGACGGCAGCGUGGUGCUCAUCCCCGGCGGCCUGGAGAUGGGCCAGGGGCUGCACACCAAGGUCAAGCAGAUUGCGUCGUACGAACUGGGCAAGCUUCUGCCGAAAGACCAGCGGCCGCUGCCAAUGGAGCUUCUGCGCAUCGGAGACAGCCGCUCAGACAUCGUGCCGAACGGCGGCCCCAGCUGGUCAAGCACGACAUCGGAGUCCACGGUGGCGGCGGUCACCGAGGCAUGCAGGCAGCUCGUUGCCAACCUGGAGCCCUGGCGCCAGGAGGGCGAGACGGCUGAGGAGACCUGGUGCAACACGGUGGGAUCGGUACACACGGAUGUCGGCUAUGCACCCGCGUCUGCCAUGCUGUCUGCCUACGGAUUCUAUGAUGGCAAGACCCGCGGCGAGGGCGACAGCAACAAGGGCAGCGUAGGCCCGGCGCGCGCGAGCGUGGUCGCUGGCUCAGAGCCGCUGGCGUACUGCACGUUUGGGGCGGCAUGUAGCGAGGUGGAGGUCGAUGCUCUGACCGGCGAGUCGCGCGUUCUGCGCUGCGACAUCCUCUUCGACUGCGGCCGCUCCCUCAACCCGGCAGCCGACAUGGGCCAGGUGGAGGGUGCGUUCAUAAUGGGCUUGGGAUUCUUCACGAGCGAGGAAGUGAUGGCUGACUCAUCUACCGGCAAGCUGCUGAGCGACGGGACGUGGGAGUACAAGAUCCCAGCCGCCACCUGCAUCCCCCGCCAGUUCAACGCCACCUUCAUCAAGGACUCGCCGAAUGAGCGCGGCAUAAUGGGCAGCAAGGCAAGCGGCGAGCCGGCUCUGCUGCUGUCCGUCUCCAUCCUCCACGCAAUGCGAAUGGCCGUCGGAGCCGCGCGCGCUGAGCUGGCGGCCAAGCAAGCAAACACCCUUCCGCGCGUCAUCACCCCUGCAGCCUGCACACCUGGAGAGGAAGACCAGCCACAACUGGCCGCUCACACAAGCUUCUCAGUCAAGCUGAAGCGCGAAGACAACGGCCAGGAGAUCAUGAUACCCAAGGCAAUCACCGGCGAGUGGACCGACCAACUGACGCUGGCAGCGCUCAACGUGGGCAGGAACAACUUUGUGAUGCUGCCGGGGCCGGCGACCGUCGUGAAGCUGAAGGAAGCCUGCGGAAGCUUCAGCGCAGCUGCUGUGCUCAAGGAGGCCUUGCAGGCGGAGAGAGGUUCUGAGGCAUCUAGCCCGGAGGGAUGGGUGCUCCUGGAGCAGGACUGAGCGCUCACGCAUGUGUUCUGAAGCCAUCUGCAUCCCUGCAGUCCUUCCAGCAUCUGCUGUCGUGUCUCGAGGAUAUGGGCCGCCAACAGACGCUGCCGCAAUAGGGC